ACGGUCCGGUUAACCGAUACUUUAACCGGUCCAGGCUUGGCCGUGGUCCGGUUAACGAUUAACCGAUAGUUUAAAAGUGAUAAAUUUGAUAUAGAAGGCUUGAUGUUAAAAAUUCCUUACGUAAACGAGCUCAUCAGUGUCCGCCUGGCUGGGCAGAGAGGGAAUGAGAGUGAGAUAGAGAGAGAGGAGUGCUUGUGAGGAGUGGAAAGGGAAGAGGAGGGAAGUGGAAUUGAACGAUUGCAUGAAUGCGGGUGAGAACAGGCGAGGAAGCUGUGGUCAGGCUGGACUUAAUGGAGAACGCUGCGAAGAGGAGGUGUUUAGAAAAGGGAGCUACGCCUGCCGUUCAGGCCAUGGCGCAGCGUAAUAAGAAAUAUGAUCGUCAACUGCGAAUAUGGAAGGAGCAAGGACAAGAAGCCUUGGAGAAGACAAAUAUUUGUGUGCUCAAUGUUGGACCGACUGGUGCAGAAGCGCUGAAGAAUUUUCUCAGAAGCGUGGUGACAAAUUUUCUCUGGACCGGUUAACCGGUCCCAGAGAAAUUUGGGACAGGCUAAACCGGACCGACGGUUAACCGGUUAACCGUCAGUCCGGACCGGACCGUGGCCAAGCCUAGUUGAUUCCACGGGGACAAAGACUUGUGCAGCACAAGUCUUUAUGUCAUUAACAAACUCCUGCUGCUGCAGGUGUGCAGCUGGUGCCUAGCGUCUCAGCGCUGAAACUGAAAUCCACCCUUUUAUUGGCAAAGAACGCUCACAAGAGGUCUCAGAGUUGGCAUCUGGUUCAGAGUUCCCCAUUUCUCUGAGGUGAUCGGAUUUUGUCUCCUAAAAAGACUUCACCGUCAGUUUACCGCCGCCGUUCUGAGCAGAACAGACAAAACAAGGCCUUGCACUUUGCUUUGCUUCAGUAGAUAAAUCAGCUCAUUACCCUAUCCAAAUCCAGUUAAUGAUGUCACCACAAGUGAGGCACAGCUUACGGGGAAGCAGUGGCCUGUCCACGAUAUCAUCUACAUCCACUUUCUGUGGAGGCUAAUAUUCGCACCAGUUCAUCCUUUGCCGCAAUUAUUCUCCCUCCAUCUUUCAAGCUUUAUCUUGUUGGUAACCGUCUCAAUUCUUGUGAUGAAUAGCUGAUCUUCCUUGUUUGUGUCCUACUUCCCAAAAUCUCAUUUCCAGAACCAUUCAUGCUCCUCCUUCUCCCGCGUCCUACCGGCUUUUCUUUCUCGUCAUUAAAAGUCUGAAACUCUCGUGGUUCUAACAUGUCCUUUAUUUGGCACUAGACCUUCGAAUUCUUUAUUGUGAUGGAUGUCUCUGGCUCCUCCACCCCUUACACCUUAUUUGGCAGCAUCCUUUCACCUUGUUCUAAUUUUGGCCGAAUCCUUGUUCUUCUCCUACACAGUUUAGAAUAUCGAUCGUUGCCAGUGGGCUUGUUCCCUUGACAAGAAAUUCCAUGUACGAGAACGGACUCGAGUCAAAUCUCUUCCCGAAUUUAGCAGUUACGUGCGGAAACUGCCUUUGCACACUUCAAGGCAGCUAGGCACCGAGGCGGAUGUCGUUUGCUUUGAGAUACAUUAAGUUCUAGCUACAGGUUCCACGAUGAUUGAAGCGAUGAGUUGUUUUUUGGCCCAGUCGUAGGAACCAACAUUUAUAUUGUUCAAAAUAA
This is a messenger RNA of Marchantia polymorpha subsp. ruderalis, 1653 nucleotides long. The record is from the annotation of a GenBank genome assembly. Lineage: Eukaryota; Viridiplantae; Streptophyta; Marchantiopsida; Marchantiales; Marchantiaceae.